Molecule: messenger RNA, 2708 nt
Organism: Eublepharis macularius
Lineage: Eukaryota; Metazoa; Chordata; Lepidosauria; Squamata; Eublepharidae
Gene: FGD1
Product: FYVE, RhoGEF and PH domain containing 1
Exons: 18
Coding region: 1-2661 (886 amino acids)
Biological process (GO): filopodium assembly; cytoskeleton organization
Cellular component (GO): cytoplasm
Molecular function (GO): metal ion binding; guanyl-nucleotide exchange factor activity
Source: RefSeq, a predicted model, not a curated record
AUGCAGCGGGCCGGCGUGCUGGGGGUGGCCGGCCCGGAGCCCGGCGGGCCUUACUCGCAGCAGUGCCGCGCCCUGCGCUUCUCCUACCACCUCGACGCCGGAGCGGCCGCCUCGCCCCCCAGCCGAGCCGGACCUGCUCAGACCCCUCGGCUCCUGGUCAAAAGCCUCUCGUUGGAGCCCAGUCCAGAACCCCGCUUUCUAGAGGUCCCCCAGCGGCUCAUCUCCGAUCCAGGACCUGAUAGCAGUGAAGCAGAAGCAGCUAAAUUCCGGCUUCUGAAACGACCCUCCGGACCAAAACCUCAAGUCCCUCCAAAGCCAGCCCAUCUUCAGACCAUCCAGCCACCGCGGCUCCCUGAAUCCAUCCCUCCGCCGCCAUCGCGACCCCUCCCGGCUGACCCCCGCCAGAGCCGUAGCCCCCAGCCCAAGGAUGGAGCAGGGCCACUAUCUGCGGUAUCUUCCCUCAUUGAGAAGUUUGAGAGGGAGCCCGUCAUCCUGACGGUUGAGCAGCCCCCUUCACCGUGCCCCAGCCUGGACCUCCCGACCCCCAGGGCAGGUUCCAUGGAGCCCUCCCUGGAUCGGCCGGCUUCGAUGGAAUCGGCGGAUUUCGCUCACAGACUCUUGGGCCUCCUGGUGCUGGAGGAGGGGGCGGAGGCUGUGGGGGGUGCUGCCGCCUGCCUGCCGCCUCACGAUGGGGGGAAGCUGGCCAACAGAGACAGCGGCAUCGACAGCAUCAGCUCGCCCUCCAAUAGCGAGGAGAUCUGCUUUGGCGGCGACGAGGGCACAGGGGAGGAGGGGGCAGGGGCAGCCCCUCCCUCAGCGGCCAUCAAGCGCCGCUCCACCCGUGAUUCUGAGGGGGACAGUGACAUGGACGACGGCAGCGGGGACGAAGCAGAGCUUCUGACUGAGCUCCAGCCCCCACCGGCUGAAAGGCAGGACUCCGAAGAGAUGACAGUUCCGCAGAAGGUUUUUCAAAUCGCCAACGAACUUCUCCAAACUGAAAAGGCCUACGUGUCCCGUCUAUAUCUGCUGGACCAGGUCUUCUGUGCCCGUCUGCUGGAGGAAGCACGCAGCCGAAACUCCUUCCCCGCUGAAGUGGUGAUGGGCAUUUUUGCCAAUAUCUGCUCCAUCUACUGCUUCCACCAGCAGUUCCUGCUCCCAGAAUUGGAGAAACGUAUGGAAGAAUGGGACCAGCAUCCUCGCAUUGGGGACAUCCUGCAGAAACUCGCUCCUUUCCUCAAGAUGUAUGGCGAGUAUGUCAAGAACUUCGACCGCGCCAUGGAGCUAGUCAGCACCUGGAUGGAACGCUCAGCACAAUUCAAGAGCAUUAUCCAUGAGGUGCAGCGAGAAGAGAUCUGUGGGAAUCUCACCCUGCAGCAUCACAUGCUGGAGCCUGUCCAGCGGAUCCCUCGCUACGAGCUGCUGCUGAAGGACUAUCUUCUCAAGCUGCCCCCGGACUCGCUCGACUGCAAGGAUGCCCAGAAAUCCCUUGAACUUAUUGCAACAGCAGCCGAGCACUCAAACGCCGCCAUCCGCAAAAUGGAGCGAAUGCACUCACUGCUGAAGGUUUAUGAACUGCUUGGAGGUGAAGAAGACAUUGUGAAUCCCACCAACGAGCUUAUAAAGGAAGGACACAUCCUGAAGCUUUCCGCUAAGAAUGGCGCCACGCAAGACCGCUACCUGAUCCUGUUCAAUGACCGCUUGCUGUACUGCGUUCCCAAAUUGCGUCUCAUUGGCCAGAAGUUUGGAGUCCGUGCUCGCAUCGACGUGGAAGGGAUGGAGCUGAAAGAGACGGGCAGCCUCAAUGUGCCCCGGACCUUCCUUGUAUCAGGGAAGCAGCGAUCUCUAGAGCUUCAGGCCAGGACUGAAGAGGAGAAGCGAGAUUGGAUCCAGGCGAUACAGGCAAUGAUCCAGAAGCAUGAGCAGACUCUGGAGACCUUCAAGCAGUUGGUCAGCGAGGAUGAAACUCCGCCCAGUUCACCCGGGUGUGAGCUGGGGCGCCGGGCACCCACGCCAAUCCGGGAAAAGGAGGUGACCAUGUGCAUGCAGUGCAAAGAGCCCUUCAACGCCCUCACCAAGCGGAGACACCAUUGCCGGGCUUGCGGCCAUGUUGUCUGUGGGAAAUGUUCAGAGUUUCGAGCUCGCCUGGUCUAUGACAACAACCGGCCCAACCGUGUCUGCACCAACUGCUACACGACACUACAGGGCUCCCCUGCCAGUCCUGCCCCGCACCCCAACACGCCUCAGCGCCGGAGGUCCAUCCUGGAGAAACAGGCUUCGGUGGUGGCUGAGAACAGCGUCAUCUGCAGCUUCUUGCACUACAUGGAGAGAGGAGGCAAGGCCUGGCACAAGGGCUGGUUUGUCAUUCCUGAAAAUGAGCCCCUCGUGUUGUACAUCUACGGAGCCCCACAGGAUGUGAAGGCCCAGCGUUCCAUGCCCCUGAUCGGCUUUGAGGUGAGCCUCCCUGAACCUGGGGAGCGGGUGGACCGCCGCCACGCCUUCCGGAUCAGCCAGAGCCACCUGUGCUGGUAUUUCAGCCCUGAGACUGAGGAGCUGAGGCAGCGGUGGAUGGAGGCGCUGAGCCGAGCAGGCCGAGGAGAAGGCGGCAAAGGACCGCCUUCCAUUCUGGAGGCAGAUGAAGACACGGAGGCAGAGGCGACCUAACUACGGAGGCUGGGGGAUCGGGAAGAACUGAAUCUGCCCCGGGGGGG